AUGUUCAAAUGGAUUCUCGUAGUGGUGUAUAGAGUGGUGUAUAGCCAUAGCAUACGGAAUAUCAGUCGAUGCCCAUGUGGCCAAAACCUCCGGAACAGCAGUCGGUUCUCAACACCUCAACUCAAAAUACUAGAACAGCCGACUAAUAGAAUAAGAUAUCGGUAUAGGAGUGAAAAGGGUUCACACGGGGGGCUGACCGGUGAGAAUAGUUCCCAAAAUAAGAAAACAUAUCCAACUGUUAAGUUAGAAAACUAUCACUCGACAGCUCAGGUAUACAUUAGGGCCAGUCUUUACACUAAUGAGGAGCGGCCUAAGAGUCACGUCCAUAAACUGAUGGGUCGCCACUGCAAUGAAGAGGGCCACUGCACUGUCCCCCUCUCGGACAACAUGAUUGCCACUUUCCAGAAUUUAGGCAUUUUAUUCGUCGGCAAAAAGGAAGUGCCGGACAUUUUGUACCGCAGAAAGCUGGAGGAGACUCAAGUACUUCACACCUCAUUCAUCAGUGCCAACCCUUCACUCUUAUCAGUUCGUGAAGAAUCGGAAAGGGAUGCAAAGGAUAUGAAUCUGAAUUCCGUUAAAAUAUGUUUUGAGGCCUUCGUGUACGAGAAUGACAUGAGUUAUGCCGUUUCAAGUCCUAUAUUCUCGCGUCCGGUCGCCAAUCAAAAAUCUCCCGAUUCUGGAGAACUAAAAAUUGUAAGAAUGGAUAAAUACUGUGGACCCGCAACAGGCGAUGAAGAGGUGUUCUUAUUGUGUGAAAAAGUCAAUAAAAAGGAGAUUAAAAUCAGAUUCUUUGAAACCGAUAGCGAUGGCCAUCAACUUUGGGAAAGUUUUGCCAAUUUUACUGAGGCUGACGUACAUCACCAGGUGGCGAUUGUGUUUCGGACGCCUCCUUACAGGGACCAGAAUAUCAAGAGCUCAGUGCAGGUGUACGUCCAGCUGUUCCGACCCCGUGAUGGUGAGUACAGCGAGGGCCGACCCUUCACUUAUAAGCCCAAAGAGCACGACUUGGAUGGCGUCGAGAAGAAGAGGAGGAAAAUAAGUCACUAUAACUCCGGUGUCGAAGAUAUCAGUAAUAAUAGCAAUAAUGGCGGCAAUUCUGGGUUCGUUGGCAACCAUUCCUUCACCAGUUUGGCCGACAGUUCCCAUACAACUCAGAGUUCCCGCGAUAGUAACAACAAUAAUAUAGGAUAUUAUGGGCAUUCCAGUUGUUCACAUGACUCUACCAAACGUGAAAACUGUCUGCAAAUCAAAUCCAAUCAUUUAAACCGCAAUUACGGACCAAAUCGGAGGAAAGCAAAUCUCAUCGAGAAUUCAAUUACUUUAUUCGUAAACUAAACUCAAGUUAGGAAAAAAUUGCACUAUUUUUGCUCAAAAAAUCAA
Molecule: messenger RNA, 1380 nt
Organism: Oppiella nova
Lineage: Eukaryota; Metazoa; Arthropoda; Arachnida; Sarcoptiformes; Oppiidae
Source: the annotation of a GenBank genome assembly